AUGAACAUCGCAGACCCAUUAUCAAGACUGUGCAUAAUCUCACAUUGCAAAAAGACCAAUGACGACGAACAUGUCAACCAGAUUGUAGAAAAUGCUAAACCAUGCGCGAUUUCUAUGGCCGAAAUAAAAAUGCACUCAGAGCAGGAUCCGGAAAUACGUAAAGUAAAGCAAGGUAUCUACGACAAGAACUGGGAAGAUAAUGUCAAAGGAUAUAAGAUCUUCGAAAAUGAAUUGUGUUUUUUCGGUGAUAUACUCCUAAGAGGAAAUAGAAUUGUUAUACCAUCUAUACUUCGGAAAAGAGUUCUAGAUGCUGCACACGAAGGUCACCCUGGGAUUGUUGGCAUGAAAGGACGGUUAAGGACUAAAGUUUGGUGGCCAAGGAUAGACAAGGAUUCUGAAUGCCUGGUAAAGAGUUGUAAGGGCUGUACUUUAGUUGGAUUACCCAAUCCACCAGCUCCUAUGAAACGUCGGGAACUCCCGGAUGCACCUUGGGUGGAUACAGCAAUGGAUUUAUUAGGGCCAUUGCCCAGCAAUGAUUAUUUAUUAGUCGUAGUAGAUUAUUAUAGCCGUUACAAGGAAGUAAAGAUAACGAAGACUAUUACUAGUGCUGUAAUAAUCAAACUAUUAAAGGAAAUAUUUGGCCGCCUAGGUUAUCCAUCAUCAAUAACGGCAGAUAAUGGACGACAGUUUGUGAGUGCGGAAUUUAAAGAAUUUUGUAACGAAUGUAAUAUAAAACUUUUUAAUACAGUGCCCUACUGGCCUCAACAAAAUGGCGAAGUAGAGAGACAAAACAGAGAUAUAUUAAAAAGACUGAAGAUUGGCAAUAUUGAGAAAAAAGAUUUACAAGAUAGCUUGAAUGAUUACCUCAUGAUGUAUAAUUCAACACCUCACUCUGUAACAGGGAAAACACCAACAGAACUGUUUUACAAAAGACAGAACAGAGAUAAAAUACCUAUGCUUCAGGAUAUACAUACAGGAGAUGACACAGAAGUUAGAGACAAAGAUAAAGAACAAAAAGAGAAAGGAAAAGAAUACGCAGACGAAAGAAGAAAGGCACAAAAUGUGGAUUUGAGUGGAGGAGAGAGAGUUUAUGUAAAAGAAACAAACAAAUGUCACAAACUAGCACCAAAUUAUAACCCAGCACCACACAUAGUUGAGACAGCAAACAAUGGAGAUAUUACAGUCAGAAAUGAAGAAACUGGACAGACCCUGAGGAGAAACAUAUUACAUUUAAAGAGAGUAGAAGGUGAGUGGAAAUCAAUGCAAGGUAACCAAGAACCUAAUCUGACAAACAACAGUGUAACAGCAAUCUAA
This is a messenger RNA of Leptosia nina, 1314 nucleotides long. The record is from the annotation of a GenBank genome assembly. NCBI's taxonomy places the organism in Eukaryota, Metazoa, Arthropoda, Insecta, Lepidoptera, Pieridae.